Messenger RNA from Didymodactylos carnosus, 1179 nucleotides. Lineage: Eukaryota; Metazoa; Rotifera; Eurotatoria; Philodinida; Philodinidae. The record is from the annotation of a GenBank genome assembly.
AUGAACUACUCGAGCUCCCCUUUCACGUGCAUGGUACAUGAAAAAGAAAGUGUGCAUCGGCCUCGUGAUAACGGUGGUGAUCAUUAUGGCGGCGAUUAUCUUGGGAAUACUUGUACUAAACGAUUCGUAACUCAACCCACAAAUAACACUGAACAUUCUCCAGAUUCUGUGACAACAGGUGAUUUUAAUGGUGAUAACAGAACUGAUUUGGCUGUUGCAAAUUUCGGUGAUAACACCGUUGGUAUAUUGCUCUCUAAUGGUGACGGAACAUUUCAGAGCCAAGUGACAUAUGGAACUGGGAAGGCUCCAUCUUCUGUGACAACAGGUGAUUUCGAUGGAGACGGCAGAACCGAUUUGGCCGCUGCAAAUAACGGUGAUAACACCGUCAGUAUAUUGCUGGCUAAUGGUGACGGAACAUUUCGAAAUCAAGUCACGUAUGGAACUGGGAAUUCUCCGUCUUCUGUGACAACAGGUGAUUUCAAUGGUGAUAACAGAACUGAUUUGGUUAUUGCAAAUUUCGCUGAUAAUACCGUUGGUAUAUUGCUCGCUAAUGGUGACGGAACAUUUCAAAGUCAAGUCACAUAUGAAAGUGGGAAUUCUCCAUCGUCUGUGACAACAGCUGAUUUUAAUGGUGAUAACAGAAUCGAUUUGGCUGUUGCAAAUAAUGGUGAUAACACCGUCAGUAUACUGCUUGCUAAUGGUGACGGAAUAUUUCACAGACAGGUGACAUUUCGAACUGGGAAUUCUCCAUCUUCUGUGACAACGGGUGAUUUCAAUGGUGAUAAAAGAACUGAUUUGGCUGUUGCAAAUUUCGCUGAUAACACCGUCAGUAUAUUGCUCGCUAAUGGUGACGGAACAUUUCGAAAUCAAGUCACGUAUGGAACUGGGCAUUUCCCAUCUUCUGUGACAACAGGUUAUUUCAAUGGCGAUAAAAGAUCUGAUUUGGCCGUUGCAAAUUUCGGUGAUAACACCGUCAGUAUAUUGCUCGCUAAUGCGGACGGAACAUUUCAAAGUCAAGUCACAUAUGGAACUGGGAAUUCUCCAUCUUCUGUAAUAAUAGGUGAUUUCAAUGGUGAUAACAGAACCGAUUUGGCUGUUGCAAAUAUUGGUGAAGCACAUAUAAAUAAUAAAUAUUGGUAUUGCGCGCUAAUAGUGACGAAACGUUUCACAGACGAGUGA